CCGCGCCCCGCGGCCGCCGCUCGCCGCCAUGGAGGAGCCGGGGGCCGCCGAGCCGCCGCCCGGGCCGCGCCCGCUGCUGCUGCCGGGGGAGCUGCUGCGCUCCCGCAAGGGGCGGCUCCUGCUCGCCGAGUCGGUGCUGUCAUUUAUCAUCUUUAUCUGCUAUAUUGCGUCUCUAGCUACCUCUUUCAUGACGGCACCACUCCUUGAGUUUCUGCUGGCACUGUUUCUUUUUUUUGCCUACGCUUCCAAACUUAAUGAGAAGUUUAAAGGACUCUACUGGCCUUUGAUGGAUUUCUUGCGGUGUGUCACUGCUGCCAUUAUUUACUUCGCCAUUUCAAUUGCUGCUGUCUCAAAAUAUAACGACGGAGCAUCUAAAGCAGCAGGAGUGUUUGGAUUUAUAGCCACAAUAGUGUACGCCAUUGAUUUCUACAUAACCUUCAAUGACCUGGUUACUUUUCUCAAGCAAGGCAGUUCUGAUUCCCCUGAAGGGCACAAGUCAGAGGAUGAGGACUCUAAUUCCGACUCAGACUGAAGAACUGAGCAGCAACCAAGCGUGAAGGGAAGAUCAUCAGGCACUUUCCUCUUUGCGGAAUGCACUGCCAAUUGAAAUAUCUCCCUUAUUUCAGCCUUGGUAUUCUCUUUCCACCUCACUGUUUAUGGAAUCAUGAAAGCACAAACAGGGCAGUGAUGUGGAAGAGGAGACUAUUCCCAUUGCCAUUAGACAAUCCUUCAGAACUACGCAUUUUACAGUAGUUCAACCUCUCCCAGAGGUCUGUAUCCAGACAACACAUCUCAAUUCUCCAUUGCCCAUCCUUCCUCAGCACUACAGUGUACUGAGUAAACAGGAUCAUAAUAUUUUAAUCAUGUAAGUGGAGCUUUUAAUAUGCUUUAUUAAUUCCAAAUCUGUAACACGUAUAGCUUUUAUACUUAUUGCUGUGCCAAAGAAGAGAGGCUCGGAAUGCCUCUACUUUAUUUGUAUUUUUCUUGAUUAACUAACAGUAUUUCUUUGUCUGAAGUCUGAGUAUUCCACUAUCUCAAGCACUGAAGGCAUAGGUUAUAGCUAAUAGGUUGGUUUCAAUACAUUUAUAUCUACUGCCUAUCUGCGACAAGAAAAAGUGACAACUGGAAAUCUGCAGCAAGAACAAAGCUCAGAGUGUAACUGCCAUAGCAUAGCUGCCUCAUCAAAUGUUCAGUAUCAUUUUUUUAAGCUGCUUGCAUGGAGUCACAUCCCAUCUUCUGCAAUUUCACCACAGAUGAUAUGAGGUAGAACAGAUGAGGCAUCAUCUUACCAGCCUCCUCUCUACCAUUUGCGUGGAAGCCCUUGUAUGUGUUUGCACAUACAGGGAAGGAAUACCAUCCAACAGCUGCCUAUUGAAGCCUGCAGAUAUUUGUGUGCAAGAUCUCAACCACUGUCUGAUCUCAUGCUCUGGUGGUGCAAAUGCCAGUCCUCCCAGGAGGAGCAGUGCUGGACUUGGUCUGCUGGGUUUGCAAAACAGACAGCUCUUUCUGUAAAACUCAGGAUACCUGGGCCCCAGGAGGGCAAUGCAUCUUCCCCACUGUGAAAGGCCAAAAAAACAACCUCCAAACUGAAGGAUGUCUGCAAUGAAAUUCAUUUUCCCAGACCCCGUUUUUGCUGUGUGUGUUUUGGUGUGCUGGGUUUUUUCCACCCACCCCAGAACGACAUGAUUUAUGUCACUGGUGUAGUAUUCUGGGGGAAAAGCCUUCUGCAUUUGAAUUUUCUGAAGGUGUUCUCAUGGGUAGCACAACCUAUCUUGAAAUAUUUGUGUCCACCACACACUGCUUGGAAAAAGCACGAUGUGCUUCCUGCAUAUGGCAUCAGACAGGUCUAUUUCAAAGAAACCUGUAUACAUUUUGAAUAAUUGAUAUAGUACCAGAACAGGUGGCCUUCAGAAGAAGUAAUUAAAAUGAGAGCAGAUGGUACUAACAAGAGUAAAUGGAAAACAGGGAUAAACCAAUAAAGGCAGAUUUCCUUUGGAAUGAUAUCACCACUUGGGUUUCAAUUCCCUGUUAGCAGCUGGCUGCUGACAGGCAGAAUACGGUACCCAACAGCAAGCAGGGGCCUGGGAAGGUGCUGUCAGACACAAGAGCUGUCCAUCAGGCAGCUCCACAUCUCGUUUCCAGACCACUGGGGGAAUAGAAGCAAAAAACGAAGCGUUGCAACAAAUCAUCUUCACUAUUAUGAGAAAAAGCUCUUUGGACCUCUUCCUGUAUGAGAUUCCAUGUUUCUUUUCUUUUGUCGUACUUUACUGGCACGUACUGUGAUAACAGGGGACCUGGGCUCAUUUUUAUAGUCAAUUAUUUUGUAUUUCUCUUUUUUAAUUAAAAAAAUUGUACUGCAUGUUACAGCUGGAUACUAGUACAUGGUUAAUAUUUAGAAACCAUGCUGGAUUAAACCUCUUUUAAUAGAA
Molecule: messenger RNA, 2429 nt
Organism: Strigops habroptila (Kakapo)
Lineage: Eukaryota; Metazoa; Chordata; Aves; Psittaciformes; Psittacidae
Gene: CMTM3
Product: CKLF like MARVEL transmembrane domain containing 3
Exons: 5
Coding region: 29-532 (167 amino acids)
Cellular component (GO): membrane
Source: RefSeq, a predicted model, not a curated record